Messenger RNA from Striga hermonthica, 777 nucleotides. Lineage: Eukaryota; Viridiplantae; Streptophyta; Magnoliopsida; Lamiales; Orobanchaceae. The record is from the annotation of a GenBank genome assembly.
AUGAACAAGAAGAAAACUCAAUGCCCCAGAAAGGCAGUCGAAAUCAGAAGCUCAACAACAAUUAUCAAGAAACCAGCAACCCUUGUAGUGUCGCGAAAACGGAAAUCAACUACAGCGAAACCCGAAAAACAUUCGCGAGAAAACGAUGAAACAUCCAUUUCGUCCGAUUUCCUGGAUAAAUUUCCAAUUUUGACCUCUGAUUUCUACCAGGUUGACGCCCUCGACCUCGCCCCACGUUUGCUGGGGAAAUAUCUCAGGAAGGAUGACGUAAUUCUUCAGAUAACUGAGGUUGAGGCUUAUAGGCCAAAUGACUCGGCUUGUCACGGACGGUUUGGGAUUACGGCAAGGACUGCCCCUGUGUUUGGACCUGGAGGCCAUGCAUACGUUUAUCUCUGUUAUGGUCUGCAUACAAUGCUUAAUGUGGUGGCUGACAAGGAAGGACUCGGUGCAGCUGUCCUCAUUCGUUCAUGUGCUCCUAUCAGUGGACUGGAAACCAUUCAACAGCGCAGAGGUUUAAAGUCUGAGAAACCUGUUCUUCUUGCCGGGCCUGGGAAGGUUGGUCAAGCGCUGGGAAUCUCGACCGAGUGGUCUAACCAUCCUCUUUUCGCUCCUGGUGGUUUGGAACUUUUAGACGGGCCAGAACCUGAAAAGAUACUCGUUGGCCCAAGAGUUGGCAUAGAGUAUGCCUCACCAGAGCAUGUUACCGCGCUAUGGAGAUUUGCAAUAGCUGGUUCUCCUUGGAUUAGUGCUCCAAAAAACACUCUCCGGCCUCCCUAA